Messenger RNA from Bipolaris oryzae ATCC 44560, 195 nucleotides. RefSeq lists its product as uncharacterized. The transcript has a single exon. The record is from RefSeq and is a predicted model, not a curated record. NCBI's taxonomy places the organism in Eukaryota, Fungi, Ascomycota, Dothideomycetes, Pleosporales, Pleosporaceae. The annotation marks the transcript as partial.
UGUUUAUUUUGUGGAACAAGCCGGGGGAAAAAUGGGGUAGCCAGAUGGGAAAGGUGUGUGUGUGGGGUGAGUGAAGGGCUUGUUACACACAGGUUGCGUGUUGGAUGUAUUUGUUUGUUGAUGAUAAUGAUGAUGAUGAUGUUCCACAAGGUCGUACGUUUUGGUCGUCAAGGAUCCCAGAUGGAGGGUAAGUAG